GACCUUCCCAACGCCGAGAAGCCGUCGUGGCUCCUCAAGUUCAUGCUGGACCCCACGACUGGAGGAGUGUCAGCGACCAGCGUGACAACCGUCGGCAAGGACGAGAUCAACGAGGACGUGACCCAGUGGCUGACGAAGCAGCAGCUUGGCGGCCCGUUGUACUUGAACUGCCCGCAGCACGCUAUCUACCGCGAGAUCUCGAAGAGGUCGGAACGGUCGUCGGUGGAAGCCCAGUCGUCGAUGAGCGCAGACGACUACACCAAAAUCCGCAGGGCCAUGUGCGGCGAGAGGAUCAACGACACGCCCGCGGUCUCCAACGGCGCUACCGAGCAGGAGACGGACGAACAGAAGAAGGCCCGCGAAAAGGCAGAGAAGCGCGCCGAGAAAGAGAGGAAGGAGAGAGAGGAAAACGAGAAGAACCCUGAGGCGGCGAGGCUCAAAGAGGCUAAGAAGUUCUUGGGGGCCCAGAUCACUGCCGCGAAGAGCGCUGCCCGUGGGAUCCACGCAGAGCUGUCGGAGGCGCCGUCGUUGGUUUCCAAACUCCAGAAGAAGGGCUACCCCGACGCGAUGAGCCAGUUCUUGUCCAGCAACGCUGCCGCCCAGCGCACCGCAGUGGAUAAUUUCUGCAACGUUCCCUACACCGUCGCAAAGGAGGCCAAGUCCAGCACAGAUACGACGCCCGAGUAUUACAUGAAGCAGGGCGAUGACUUGAAGGCGGCGCUGAAUACCCUCCAG
Prorocentrum cordatum is the source of this 735-nucleotide messenger RNA. The record is from the annotation of a GenBank genome assembly. Lineage: Eukaryota; Dinophyceae; Prorocentrales; Prorocentraceae.